Molecule: messenger RNA, 402 nt
Organism: Porites evermanni
Lineage: Eukaryota; Metazoa; Cnidaria; Anthozoa; Scleractinia; Poritidae
Source: the annotation of a GenBank genome assembly
AUGGAUGCUUUGAAGGCCAAGAAUGCAUCACUCCUUGAAAAGGAAACAGCCCUUAACGAAAGAGAGAAGGAGCUAAGAGAAAAGCUGGAAGGAGUUGGCCAACUCCUUAUCGACGGAAACAGCAAGCUGAAGAGUUCAGUCAAAAGCAGUGAUAGAGCUGGCAUAAAUGCAGCGGAAGUCAUGAUAGAAACUGCUUCAGGGUUAGCACAGAAGCUUAAUGCAGAGAUAUCUGAGAUAAGAGAGAAGCAGAGAAAUGUCGAGUGUCAAAAGCGGAAGCUUAUUGAAAAAAGCUUAGGAGAAGUUCCUAUGAAGAAGGCCAGGGUGUGUGCCUCGGUACCAAAGCAAGCAUCAAAGAAGAAGAGAAAAAAGAAAUCCAAUGUUAAGACAACCACAGCGACCUAA